GCACAUGGGAGACAAAGUUCCCCAAGGAGCAGACGCACUACCGCAACUUCCGCGUGAACGAUAAGCAGCAGGUGCGCGUGGCCAUGAUGACGAACAAGGGCAGCUACCAGGCGGCCACAGACAACGAGCUGCAGGUGGACGUGCUGGUGCUGCCGUACACGGGCAAUAUCAGCAUGCUGGUGGCCAUCCCCCAGAAGCUGACGGGCAUGAGGAACCUGGAGCAGGAGAUAUCACCCACCGUCGUCAACAAGUGGCUCAAAAACAUGACCAACAGGUGAGAUGAGACGCUGUUUACAUGUAUAUGGAUAUGG
This is a messenger RNA of Engraulis encrasicolus (European anchovy), 311 nucleotides long. Its product is annotated as heparin cofactor 2-like. Gene Ontology annotation, biological process: negative regulation of endopeptidase activity. The record is from RefSeq and is a predicted model, not a curated record. The annotation marks the transcript as partial. The transcript is spliced from 2 exons. NCBI's taxonomy places the organism in Eukaryota, Metazoa, Chordata, Actinopteri, Clupeiformes, Engraulidae. Gene Ontology annotation, molecular function: serine-type endopeptidase inhibitor activity.